AUGGGGUCGUCCCUGGAUGCCCUUCAUGCUCCUUCCAGCUUGACACAGCGCCGACAAGCAGCCUCAAACCUGCCAGUAUUUGAGCUACCCCCUCCAAAUCUCCAGUUCAAUCAGGUAUCAAGCCAAAGGAUUCCUCCUCUGGUUGGAAUAAAUACAUCCCACCCUCCUGCUUCAAGCCUCGGCCAACUUUUAACUCCGCCAUCAAAUUCGGCUUCAGAGGGAAGUGGCUCCUCGUCCACUCUGCCGACAGGGACCACCCCCAACGGGAUUGGACCUGUUCUACCGUAUACACCCACCUUCUUCAAUACUGGGACUACACCAACUGGAUACCACACAGGCUAUACGCCUCAACCAUGGCAACAUGGAAAUUUCCCUACGCGAUCCAUGUUCUCACCGAUGCCCGGACCGCUGAUGAGAAAUAAUACCAACUCGCCAACCGCCGGUGAAGGUUCCGCUCUACCCCCUCCACCUUAUGAGAUACAUUCAGGGCACACAUACCACGGGUCGCAUCUGGGCCUCACGUCUCCCAUCAGUGCGACAAAUCCCCAUUCCGGGUCCUCAAGUUUCACUCCCUCGACUCACGCGAAUGGUGUGCGUCCGCAGAGCCAGCACUCUCCCAUCACGCCUGGAGACGGCACUUCUAAGCCGCAGAGCCACCCAUCUCUCUAUACGAGCCUCUCCAGCUCUGCACAGCAUCCAUCACUGUACUCGUAUUCUGCCCCGACUCCGGUUUCCCAAAGUCCACACCCACAGUCUCUUUCCGCGCCUCGAAUUUCCCCCGUUCUUCACCACGGGGCUGUUCCUCACCACCCUUCACAAUCACCAUUCAUGCGACCACCACCGCCAUCAUAUUCGUUACCCGCUAUGCCAGGGCCAAUAAUGUCAAAUGUCCACAGUCCUGGUGCACAGAUGGCGAUGGUGGGAAAUAUGAACAGUGCAAUGCUUCCAAUGUCAUACAACAGUGGCUAUCAAGCCAAUCCACCAAUGUAUGGGCAACCGAGGACAAGUACACCUCAACAACCACCAACUCAUGAUCGACCAUUCAAGUGUGAUCAAUGCCCACAAAGUUUCAACCGUAACCAUGAUUUGAAGCGCCACAAGAGGAUUCAUUUGGCUGUCAAGCCCUUCCCUUGCAAUCACUGCGAUAAGAGCUUCUCUCGCAAGGACGCGCUCAAGAGACAUAUCUUGGUCAAAGGUUGCGGUAGUGGACAUCCGGUGGACGCGAGUGGGCGUGAUGAUGGAAUCAAGUCUGAUUCAGCCAGUGAGGGCGUGAGCGAGAGUCCAGCAGCUGCAAUGGCUGCAUAA
Exophiala bonariae is the source of this 1305-nucleotide messenger RNA. RefSeq lists its product as uncharacterized. The record is from RefSeq and is a predicted model, not a curated record. Gene Ontology annotation, cellular component: chromosome. Gene Ontology annotation, molecular function: chromatin insulator sequence binding. Lineage: Eukaryota; Fungi; Ascomycota; Eurotiomycetes; Chaetothyriales; Herpotrichiellaceae. Gene Ontology annotation, biological process: regulation of transcription by RNA polymerase II. The transcript is spliced from 2 exons. Bases 1 to 1305 code for a protein of 434 amino acids.